UUACUAGAUAAGCAGGAAAACAAGAUGGCGCCGCUCGAAAGGUUAUUUCGCGAAGUGAUCUAGACUUUGGAGACUUUCCAACCAGAUGGGAACGGCUGCUUCUGCAAAUAGACGAGACUCGGACCUAAUUAGUCCUAGGGCUGAGGCACUUGCCAAAGAAAACGGGCAGCUGAUGUUAGAUUCCCCAGCCUUGAUCGAUUUAGGACAUGGAACAGUUCGUUAUCGUCUCCCAGAUGAAAAGAGAGAACAGGAAAAUAUGAAAGUCAAAACAGGAUACUUCUAUCAUCCUAGGCUUGAUGACUUCAGCGAAGAUGCUGAAGUGAGACCCGAAGACAGCUUUAAAUUCCAUUAUGUGUUCAAAGGACCGAAGAAAGAUGGUAAAGUAAAGCGAUUAUACUAUGUUUAUGGGACAAGCUUGUCAGCUAAAGAUGAAGGAAUCAAGCAAGAACCCCACAGGCCAGUAGGGAAAGGCUACAAUUGGCCAGAAUCCUAUAGGAAGGCCAAUAACUUGUAUUAUGAGUUGACCUUUGCUGACCAAGGUGAGGAUGAUUUUACAGACUCAGACAGUGUAAUGACUGGAGCAGAUUCUCCAGAACUGACAGAUUCUGUUGCUGAUAAAUAUAAAUUGAGGAUUGUUCUUGGGGAAAUGGAAACAGUAGACUCUCUUAAGAUGAGAAUGGCCUUAAGACUGUUGAUACCAGCAGUGAACUUUCAUAUCCUUCAUAAUAAAAAAGAGUUAAGACCAGAAGACAUUGUAGGAGAUCUGAGGACACCUGAACAAGGAAACUGGAGGAAAUUUGCUGUUGUUCUAAAUCUAACUUAGUGACUUCAUUGCAAAUUCAUGAGCAGAUUCUCUUUCCUGAAAACUAUGGGUUAAAACCUCAGCCUUGAGGCUAUUUUGACUAACUUUUGUUUAGUGACAGAGGUCUUUUUUCAGCCUCUGAUUCAAGUGCAACAAACUAAUUGAUUUUUGGCAUGUUACUUUUGCUGACAAUAGAGGAAAGAUGACCUAACAGAUUAAAAAACAUCUACUUUGCUUGCUAUUUUUUUCCCUUCUAGAGUGCAAUUCACUCAGUGUUAUGCUUGCUGAUAAUUUAUGUUUUUUACAUAUGUUGUAUUAUGUGGUCAUAAUCAAAUUUCUCAAGUUAAAAGAACCUUCUUACAAAAAUCAGUUAUUUUUGGGCACUUACAAUUUAUUUUUGUACUAUUUAAGAUUCUUUGUAAUAAUUUUGUGCUAUUUAAGAUUCUUUGUAAUAAUGCUUAGGGUAACAUAAAAAAAAAAGAAAAAAGGGACACAAAUUCACCUGUAGAUAAUCUCUAAAGAGGAAAAAAUUGGGAAUAUUCUUCCCUAAACUGUGUAAAUAAAGGAGUUAGUCAACCAGAUAGCUUUGUGUACACAUGAAGAUAGCAACUGCAAAAUCCUACUUCAACUUAUCUGUCAUAUUGUAAUGAAUACCAAUGAAUACCAGGUUACCAAUUAAUUGACUUGUGUAUCUCUAGAAUUUGUGGAACACCCAGGUAAUGAUAUGGAUAUUUAAGAUCACAGUGACAGCUAGCUUUAAUGGAGAGAGUGACAGAAGCAAUUGGGAGUUAUAGAGGUUACAGUGACAAUGACGUCAGUUCAGAGACAGUGACAGCAGUAACAGAGACAGUGACAGCAGUUACAGGGUGACAGUUGUAACAGAGACAGUCACAGCAGUAACAGAGACAGUCACAGCAGUAACAGGGACAGUCAAAGCAGUAACAGACAGUUAUGGCAGCUACAGAGUGACAGCUGUAACAGAGACAGUGCAAGCAGUAACAGAGACAGUGACAGCAGCUAAUGAGUGACAGCAGUAACAGAGAGGGUGACAACAGUAACAGUGACAGCAGUAACAGAGACAAUGACAGCAGUUACAGAGUGACGGCCGUAACAGAGACAGUGACAGCAGUUAAUGAGUGACAUCAGUAACAGAUAGGGUGACAGCAGUAACAGAGAGUGAUAGCAGUAACAUAGAGUGACAGUAGUAACAGAGACAAUGACUGUGUUUUUUGUUCUUCAUUAAGUUUUGCCAACGCACGGGAAAAAUUGUUAACAAACAGCGUACCGUUUUCUGCGUGAGAUGUUCUUUGGAACGACUAGCGUUAAACGCUAUCUCAUUUUGAAUGAAAUUUUAAGCGGACUUUGUGCGUGGUGGACAAAAGGUUGGAGAAAUAGGGAACACCAGUUGGGGCAACUAUCCAGCACUUUCACCGACACUGAAGUGAAUUAUUGUUUACGUAUAUGCUAUACAGAAACCAAUAAAAUUAGUACCGACAAGUGAUCACAAGUAGCCACAGAAGAAACGAACAAAGACUUUUAAACAUGUUAAACGGCGAAAUUAUAACGAGCUGAAAACCAAAGAGAACAGGAAAUGGACUGUCGGAGUUUGUGAAGAUUUUGACGCUUUAAGAUUGCCUUGAGCUGGUGUCCUAGCGGAUUUGGACCCCCCAGUCCAAAUCCGUCAGCGGAUGUGGACCCCCCUCCGCGGAUUUGGACUCCCCAACAAAACUGAGCGAAAACAUCAUCCUUGACGUUCUAGUAAAAAUAGAUGAUACUUCUGUUCCAGUGCUAGAGUUUGUUUUAAUUCAAAACAUGCGUAUUGAUGUUAUCUUGUUCACAUGAUCCCGUCACAACUUAGGAUUUUUGUUCACGUGAACGAAAGCGCUAAACUGUGGAAUAA
Pocillopora verrucosa is the source of this 2702-nucleotide messenger RNA. RefSeq lists its product as uncharacterized. The record is from RefSeq and is a predicted model, not a curated record. NCBI's taxonomy places the organism in Eukaryota, Metazoa, Cnidaria, Anthozoa, Scleractinia, Pocilloporidae.